UUAGAACCAAUUGAUCGUGAUAAUAUUUGAGCAAUGUUAUCGAUCAACGAUCCAAGUCCAAGUGAUAGUAAACUUAUUGACUGGUUUGCCUUAUUUAUGUUGUUGGAAGACCUCGAUUCAUGGUUCAUUUCGAUUCUCUUCAACUGCAACCAAGCAUGCCGUGGAAAAUCCAUCUCGGGUCUGGGCUCAAAAGAAUUUCGUUAAACGGACAUCAAUUCUGGCCUUAUCAUAUACGCACGGUCUCCAUUUUUCAAUUCCUUUCCCUUUAUCCACAUUUUCCAUUCCCAAACAUUUUUACCCCACCUUCACAAGCACUAAAUUGAAAGCGAAAGAAUUAGAAGAUAUACCUUGACUCACAUAUAUUACACGUAUGUAUGCUGGGAGAAGAAUAAUUUGAGGAUUUGAUUGUUAAUUGUAAUUGUUUUUUGUUUUUGAAGUAACUGUUGUUACUAUUAAAAAAAUGUUUCUCCAAAAAAAAAUGCCAAACUAAUUUACUAAAUGUAAAGACGAAUUGAAUGUGACUUAGCUGUGUCGGAGUAAGAUCGAAUUUUGAUUUUUCAAAAAUUUGUUAUAAUUUGGAGAUUCGAUUCCUGUCAAAGCAUUUGCGUUCUUUCUGUCAUUGGUUUUGAUGAAAAGUGUUAAAUAUUCGGUUUACAUUCCGUCAGAAAACCACUUUCGCAAAUUGAAUCGGAUAUUCCUUUCCUUCUGUACUCCCUUUUUUUUUCCUGAAGGGUUUUUUUGGUUACAGAGAGGUUGGUAUACUUACGGUUGAGGUUUUCCAGGGUUCUCGAGGCUGAUCAGACUUCGGAGGCGUGAAUUUUCCAACAGAAAUAGGAUUGAUCGCGAAUUUCUGGAACUUGAAGGAUCCAAUUGGAAUUUCCGAGCUUUCCAGGAUGAACUGCUCUCUGUAGAUGACAGAAUUAGUGGGAGAUGGAUUUGAUCCUCCUAGGAAUUGAGCUCAUGAAUCACCUAGCAAUCCGAGAACAGUGAUUGGUGUAAAGUAGCUGUUUUAAGGGCAUGGAAGAGGACUGCUCAUUUGAUUAGAUUUUAUAGCCGGUGGAGAAAGGACAUUUUAGGGAUUAAGGUGAUAAUAAGUUAUGAGUUUCGAUAUUUUCACGCUGUUUGUUUGAGUUGGGAAUGACUUGUGCCAUAAAUUUUGACCACAUGGCAGAGGAGGUGAGAGUGAUGACCAUCAAGUAUCAUCGGCUAAAUAGACCAAACACAAAAGCAUCUAUCAAAGAAAUCUUUUCCUUUCUCCAAAACCUUGUGGAUUAACUUAUUUCUCUCGAAGCUUGGCUUCAACAGCUCUGAAUUCCACAAGUCUGUAUCCGGAUCUAAUCCAACGCUCAUUUAAUUUCUACAAAAAUUGCAACUUGAAUUGGGGUUGAGUUUGACAAGUUCUUAUUUCGAAUCUGCUAUUGUAUUUUGGAGACAAGAAUUGGUGUAUUUGGCUCGAGGCUGGAAUUAAAGUUUCGAUUUUCGUGUGCGCUCAGAAGCGAGGACCUGAUUUGGCUUCUGGGCUAGUGGACAGGAGUUCACAGGGUGUAGCGAAGCUGUAAAUUCAAUGCAGCGUCAUGGUGCAUGGACAGAAAUAUUGUUGCCUGUCCGUUUGCAUACUGGAUCACCCCUACCGUGUGGAAACAGUCCAAGCACUCUGUUUUCGUGACUGUUAUUACUUUUCUUGUACUGGGAUAGUGUACAAUGUCUCGCUGCUUUCCAUUUCCCCCACUAGGAUAUGAAAGAGAGCAUAGGCCUGAAGACUUGGAUGCAUGGAAAGAGGAAAAUCAUAAAGAGAAGAAGCAAAAAAAGGAGAAGAAGGACAAGGAAAGAAGAGAAGGUAAGGGGAAAAGGGGAAAAGAAAGAAGUGAUAAAAAACACGGGGAAAAGAAAGAUCAAAAAGAAAAACACAAGGACAAGAAGGAAAAACACAGGGUCAAGAAGAAGGAGAAGAACAGGGAAAAAGACAAAGAGAAGAACAGCAUCUCUGAUGAGUCAAAUGUUGCUGAGAAGCUUGAGGAAAGUAGUGAGGAUAUGCUUCAUUCGAAAGGACACAGCAAAGUUAAAAGCAGUUUCACAGAUGAGGCGAAACAUGCUACACUUUUUCUGGAUCAAAAUGGAGGGAAGCUUAUUCAAAGUAGCCUUCUUCUUCAGGGAACUGAGAUGUCAAAAUUUGUGCAGGAGCUGGACAGGAGAAUCAGAGAUGAUGAGAAGGGCGCAGAGAGCCAGUUGAUAAGCAGAAUAUCUGGUUUGGGCAAAAUUGAUCAAAAGGAAGCUGCAAGAGCUGGUACCAAGGGUUCUUCAGAAGUAUUGGCGGAUGACAAGGGAAAGAACAAGGAUCAGAGAGUUAACAGUAGAAAAAUUGACAUGCAAAGAUUCAGGGAAGAGUUUAGUGCAAAGACUAUGGUCCAGAACAAUGCUGGAACGGCCAAAAGUAAAAUUGAAGCAAUGCCCAGACCAAUGGAGGAACACAAGGAUAGCAAUGCAAGUACAUGUCUAUUGAUGGACAUUAGCAGAAAUACUGUCGACGAGGGAAAUAUCAGGAGAAUAAAAGAUGUGAGUACCAAUGGUUUUCUUCAUGAGACCGAAGUCAGGCCAAAUAAAUUGCAGAGGCUCACUCCUCACCAGUUGACAGAGAAUGAAAGAAAAUUGAAGCUUGCCAAAAUCCCAAUGUAUCUGCUUCAUAUAAAAAGUUGUCUCCUUUUAAUAUUCACUUGGAUAAUGAGGAUCGGAGGGUGACUGGUACUUCCGAAGCCGGGAAACUGUAUCCAUCUAAACCUAAGCCUUCAAUUGCUACUAUGACUAUUAAUCAAGUUGCUGAAACAUCAAAAAAAUCUGUCCAUCCAGAUUCCAAGUUUCCGAAUGAAAUCCUUGGGAUACCCAAGAUGGAGAAUCUAAUUGCUGAAGCUUCAAGGAGGCCUUCCAUCCAGAUUCCAAGUAUUUUAGUGAGAUUCUCAGAGUACC
This is a messenger RNA of Olea europaea var. sylvestris, 2961 nucleotides long. Its product is annotated as glutamic acid-rich protein-like. Bases 1702 to 2736 code for a protein of 344 amino acids. The record is from RefSeq and is a predicted model, not a curated record. Lineage: Eukaryota; Viridiplantae; Streptophyta; Magnoliopsida; Lamiales; Oleaceae. The transcript has 3 exons.